Molecule: messenger RNA, 1209 nt
Organism: Caenorhabditis remanei
Lineage: Eukaryota; Metazoa; Nematoda; Chromadorea; Rhabditida; Rhabditidae
Exons: 8
Coding region: 1-1209 (402 amino acids)
Source: RefSeq, a predicted model, not a curated record
AUGGAAAACUUGACUCUUAAACGUAAAAGAGAAGAAACUAAAACCUUGAACCAAGACGAGAAUUCCUCUGGACGACAAUCCCCGGUUUCCAGACGUCGACGUGUGGAAUCUUCAGAGAGAUCGACCACUUCAGAAAACGGUUUACCGGACAUGGAAAACAUGGAAGAAGAUGAUAUGAGAGAAUAUGAAGUGAUUGAAGAGGUUGACUCAAGCAAAGCCUCGUCAUGUUCGGACGGGGAAGAUGCAGAUGAUGAACGUGAGGAAGAUGAAGGUGAUGAAAAAACGAUCGAGGAAAAAACGGGAGAAAAUUCAAAGAAGGAAAAUGAGGAUAAUGAAGAGUGUGAUUCAAGCAUGGACGACGAAGAGGAGUCCAGCGAAGACGAUGAGGAGGAUGAUUCAAGAAGCUCUACCAAUUCAGAUUCUGAUGAAGAUGAAGCACUGGCUGAUCUUAAAAGACUCCCACGGUACCAAAAAAAAGCUGACAAUGAUGAUGAUGAAGAAAAAAUGGAUAACGACGUCUUCUAUAAUUUAUUCGUCAAAGAAGCUAUGAAUUUCUUUUUAGAAAAAGAUGAAGAUUAUCAGCUGGAAGAAAACUUGGCAAAAACCGUUUGGAAGAUGGUCAAAGGAAUUACCAAGAAGCACUUUGCCAUCAUCAUUGGAUAUACGUUCUUCACGAGCCCAAGAAAGACGUUCGAUCAUUUCCUCUGCGAAGAACUGGUUAGCGACACCGUGGAGUAUUGGAAAAGACACAAAAAAGCGGAUGGCGGGGAUGACUUCGUAAAAGAAGUGGAGAGAUUGGAAGAAGAACAAAGAGGAAUGACAAAGAAGACUGACAUUGAAAAAAAUGAGGAACCGUCAGAAAGUGUAAAGCCUUACAUCAGACCUGAUAGUACCAGCCCCGUCAGUUGUGUCCCCGAAAAAGAGCUAUGUUUCAAUAUGCUCAAUAAACUGAUCAGGAAAGAUCUUCGCGUUGAGACUAACUUGAAAGAAUGGUUUUUGAAAGAAUUAGAAGGUUAUGGAGAACUGAAUGAACAACGAGCAGACCGAGCAUGGGAGAUUGUUGGAAAACUUGAUAGAGGAUUCCAUUCAAUCAUUGGAGACAUCUUCUACCUGACGGAAAAGGAAGAAGUUGAUAUUGAACUGAUGUUGGAGCUUCUCGAAAGGACGUGGGAUAUGUUGGAAGAAUUUGGCACUCCUGAGAAUUGGUAG